GCGUCUGGCUUCCGCCGCGUCUUAGUGCGGCUUGGGGUUCGUCGCGAUGCGAGUGCGUUGGUGGGCCCGUCGCUGACGCGUUAUAACGAGCUAGUACGCGUCGCUCCACGCUUUGACUCAGAGACGCCGAUCCCGGGAGGAAGUCGGGCCGAGGAUGGGCGAAGAAACCGACGACGGUCCCGCCACCGCGGGGGACGUGUGCGCUGGCGACGCCGGGGUCCAGGGGAACGGCGACGCGGCGGACGGCGGGGUGACGUAUUACAGCCUGGAGGAGGUCCGAGCCCACAACAGCAGCAAGGACACCUGGCUGAUCAUCCACGACCGCGUCUACGACAUCACCAGCUUCCUGGAGGAGCAUCCAGGAGGUGAGGAGGUUUUGCUGGAGCAGGCAGGUACAGACUCCACCGAGAGCUUCGAGGACGUUGGCCACUCGACAGACGCUAGAGAAAUGCUGCAGCAGUACUUGAUUGGGGAGCUUCACAUGGAUGACCGAAAUAAGGAAAAUGGAAAGGAAGUAUACAUCACAACUUCAAGAGGGUCCAGCUCGUGGACCACGUGGUUGAUACCUGCCGUGGCCGCAGCUGUGGUCGGUAUCAUGUAUCGCUACUACAUGCUAGAGCACAAGUCGUCUUGAGUUCAUCAGCCUUCUCAUCUCAUUCUCUUUCCAUCUGGAGGCCUUGACACAUUUGACCAAAACCUUCUCACAGUGAACACACAGUUGAAGGAGUGUUUGACCCCCCCCCCCAAACCCCCUAAUUGAAAGGAAAGGAGAAGAUGUAGGAAAUGCCGUUAUUUGUUCUUGCUCAGUGAAGAGCUCAACAAAAUGCUCAAUCCUUCAGAGACUUCUCAAAAAUUAUCUGCCCUUGAUUUGCAUGUUUGUUUGUUUUUCUCAAAAUGCCUUCUCAUCUUUGUUAAAUGGCGUCUGACUGGCUCAUUGACCUGCAUUUGACAGAAUUUGGUCCUUCCAUGUUAAACGCUGGGCGGCACAGUGGCGCAGUGGUUAGCACAGUUGCCUCACAGCAAGAAGGUUCUGGGUUCGAGCCCCGGGGUAGUCCAACCUUUGGGGUCGUCCUGGGUCGUCCUCUGUGGGGAGUUUGCAUGUUCUCCCCAUGUCUGUGUGGGUUUCCUCCGGGUGCUCCGGUUUCCUCCCACAGUCCCAAGACAUGUAGGUCAGGUGAAUCACCGUACUAAAUUGUCCCUAGAUAUGAAUACGUGUGUGUGUGUGUGUGUGUGUGUGUGUGUAUGGGCCCUGUGUGAUGGACUGGUGGCCUGUCCAGUAUCCCCGCGACCCUGAGAGCACGAUAAGCGGUUUGGAUAAUGGAUGGAUGUUAAACCCAAGACACACACACACACACACACACACACACACACACACACACACACACACACACACACACACACACACACACACACCUAGGGACAAGUUAGUACGGCCAAGUCACCUGACCUACAUGUCUUUGGACUGUGGGAGGAAACCCGAGCCCCUGGAGGAAACCCAUGCAGACACGAGGACACCAUGCAAACUCCACACAGAGGACGACCCCCAAGGUUGGACUACCCCGGGGCUCGAACCCAGGACCUUCUUGCUGUGAGCCGACCACACUAACCACUGUGCCACCGUGCCGCCCCUGACUGAAAACAACGAUCAGUUUUAUAUGCAAAUUGCUGUGGCCAUUAACAAGAAAUUUGCAGCCCAGUACAGAUUGGCGGAAGGUGAACACAGAGAGAGAGAGAGACAGAGAGAGAUAUUCAGGGUGAUACUAGAAACCACGCUUUAUGCACAUGCUACUGUUGUAUAACUCUCAAUGCAUUUUUUGAGUGUAGAAAAUGCACCCCCCUUUUUUUCUUUAAUCCCCAAAAUACUGCUGCUUCAGUCUCCCUCCUCAGACCA
Molecule: messenger RNA, 1891 nt
Organism: Lampris incognitus (smalleye Pacific opah)
Lineage: Eukaryota; Metazoa; Chordata; Actinopteri; Lampriformes; Lampridae
Product: cytochrome b5
Exons: 5
Coding region: 155-634 (159 amino acids)
Cellular component (GO): intracellular membrane-bounded organelle; membrane
Molecular function (GO): heme binding
Source: RefSeq, a predicted model, not a curated record